AUGGAGGAGUCUCCCUCUCCUCCACCCGUUCCACCGAAAGACGACUACUACUCCGCUGGCGGUGGCGGCGGUAAGGUAGGCAGCAUGGAAUCCACACGCCUUGCCAGCAGUUCGAAACGGAGGCGAGAUGCGCAAGACGACAUCAGCUAUCACUAUGGCACGGCAGAUCUCGAGGCUGGCAGCAAUAAUGACAGACCGACUCCUUCGAAGCGCUCCAGGUCUCACGCGGCCGCCAGUGACGGCGAGAUCUCCGAUUCCACAUCUCAGCACGCAGCCCAACUUCGCCGCAAAGGUGGCAUUCGAAAUCUCUCCAACCUCAACCUCCGGCAUGCCGCCUCGACUUCUGUCCUGCCUGCUCGACAAGCCUCUCCUCCACGCGAGUCGAGAUUCGUGGAAGGGAGCCUGAACGACAAGCCGAGCCAGCAACCGCCCUCUGUCUUUACACGAGUUACUCGAACGGACAGUGGCAGUCUGCAGUAUGUGGAGGAGCUCAUGGCAGAUUACCACAAGGGCAUGCCGACGCCAUGGAGCACUGUCCAGAAUACGAUCGAGUAUGAGAAGGAGAUAAUGCCAGAGCGAGUGGCCGCCAUCAAUGCUCGCAGUAAAAAUGAGGAUGGUGCUGGCAUAUUUCGAUUCGGCAAGUCAUGGGGCACCAAUUUCCACCCAGUGGCACUCUGGAAUCGACUCUGGAGUGACACGAAAGAGGAGGUGACGCGGCAGAACAUGCUGGAGGCCGAGAGAAAGGAUAGGCUCAAGGCGGAAGCGGAGGCCAAGUAUGCACAGAUGAAGCGAGCAGGACUCUUCGGGGUCCCACCGGCGGGUUCCACCGAAGUAGCAUCAACGCCGCAGGACUCUGCCAUAGCAUUGGACAGCGGGACUGACGAGCACCAUCAAACUGAGUCUUUGGACUCUCAUGCUCGAUACUCUCAUGAAGAGCAGAGCCAAGAGGGGGCAGCGGUACAGGAGCCACCCAGAACGUUGCGCGGCAGGCUGUCUCGUAUGCAGCUGCGGAAACCGUCUAUGACAUCGCUGAGUGGUACUGUCAAGCGAGCCAAGUCUGAGUUCAACCUAGCAGCCUUGCAUAGGGACUCGUCUGCAUCGCUGUCACCGUCCAAAAUAGGUUUAGAUGGUGCGUCUUCGGUCUUGAGAAGCUCUGCUUCCAAGUACGACCUGAAAAAGCAGAACCGGCUUUCGAAGCGAGUGAGUAAUUUGGAAGAGAAGUUGCAGCUUGCAAGGAUGGAACUCGACACUGCUUUGGCAGAGGCCUCGCCUGCACCCAAGCUUACGAGCAAGUUCGAAAGAUUCACGCCUGUCAAUAGUAUGAAGAGAAAGACGAGGAGGCCCAAGUUUAUUCCAGGAGCACUGCCGACGCUGCCUAGUGAGCGGCUGCUGUUUCCGGAGCUGCGCGGACCUGAAACUUAUGAGGAAACAGUCCCACGUGCUGAAAGCGAAGUUCGGACGCACAAGAUCAUUGACCUGAGCACCGCGUUCGAUGACAUCGAUGACGAGGGAACCAUCAGGCGACCACAUGUCCAAUCCCAUCGGCCACACGCGAAGGAGAUCUUCCAAGAUACGGAUCAGUCCAUUGCUCAGACCAUACGAUCAAUCGAAGAAAAACGCGAGCUUCAGGCAAAGAACCCUGCCAACCAAUCGAUCCAACUCGAUCAAGUGGACCAAGAGAUAGUUCACAACGUUACCGCAUCGAAUGCAGAACCGGGAAACGCUAUACUCGACGCUAAGCUCAAAGCACUCGACGUUUCUGUCAAAGCUGCAAAGAAGCCUGCGAAGUCUAAGAAGCGAGGGGCUCUUGCUGUCGAAGAUAAGUCCUUCAAUCCUGGCAGGGGAGUAGACAACGACGAUGAGGAGUGGGAAGAAGCAGAGCAACUCUCAACGAAAAAGAAGCGCAAGUCUGCUGGCAAAGCUGAGCACAGUCCACCGAUGAAGAAGAGCACCGCUGGACAGAAGCAAAAAUCUCCGCAGAGUAAGACCACUAAGAAGACUGCGACCACCACCAGGUCGAAGAAGUUGAAUGCGGACAAGCAGACAACCGAGGUUGAGGUGACGAAGUCCCAGCUUAUCGAGAACACUGGCAUGGACGAUGCUGUGCUGAGCGAGGACGAGUUAGCACGCCCCAAGACAGCUGAAGAAGGCGACGAUCUCAUCCUCGAGCCGCUCUACGAGGAAGAGGAGGAGAUGAGCGUCAUGCCGCUGAAUGAUGAGCCGCGUGAGCCGACUGCGACUGCAACGCCAGCUAGGCACGGGCGUAGUGCUGUUCGCCCUCGAUCGAAUAGCAUGCACAAGCGGGCGAGUCGUGCUACAUCUCGUCAA
This is a messenger RNA of Sphaerulina musiva SO2202, 2328 nucleotides long. RefSeq lists its product as uncharacterized. The annotation marks the transcript as partial. The transcript has a single exon. Lineage: Eukaryota; Fungi; Ascomycota; Dothideomycetes; Mycosphaerellales; Mycosphaerellaceae. The record is from RefSeq and is a predicted model, not a curated record.